Polychytrium aggregatum is the source of this 801-nucleotide messenger RNA. RefSeq lists its product as uncharacterized. The transcript has a single exon. The record is from RefSeq and is a predicted model, not a curated record. Bases 1 to 801 code for a protein of 266 amino acids. NCBI's taxonomy places the organism in Eukaryota, Fungi, Chytridiomycota, Chytridiomycetes, Polychytriales. Gene Ontology annotation, molecular function: DNA-binding transcription factor activity. Gene Ontology annotation, biological process: regulation of DNA-templated transcription.
AUGGACCAUCCGCGGGCUCUCCGGCCAGCACCCGCAGCCACGUCGCCAGCCGGCUCACAGGGCCCGACUGCACCAGCCCGAUCGGCCUCAGCCGUCGCCGAGCGCCGAGCACAGCAGAACCGCCAGGCGCAGAAGGUCUUCCGCGAGCGCCAGAAGAAGCAUAUCCAGGAACUCACCCGCCAGGCAAGCCAGCUCGACUCUAUCGAAUCGACUCUCCGCGAGACCGAGGAUGGCGUCUUGCAGACCCAUGCCCGCAUUGAGCUCGGAUUCAAGAGCUGCCAGCAAUGGACCCAGGUCGAUCGCCCACGCCUUGCGUCUCAGUGCCGGGGGCCAGAAGCCCUUGGUCGUAUCGCCGAUCUUGUCCGAGCAUCGGGCGAGAUGGAGGCUGAGUACAGGCGCUUGGUCCGGCUGAUCUCCUUUCUCGAACGAUCCUGCGCCAAAGCACUCACCGAAUCGCAUAACCCUCCAAACGAGCCGGACCCGAGCACGCCUUUGGCCAGUGGCCUCGGCCUCAGCCCCAGCCCCAGUCCUCUCAACACCGCAAUGUCUCGAAUCGACAAUCUGGUGGCUCGGCUCCUGGAGCAGCCUCUGCAUCCGCUGAUGCAGUUGCAGCUGCAGGGUGAGGGAGAGACGAUGAUGCAGCUCUCUGCGGCCAUUCAUCAAGAGGUCAUCCGCAUGAAGGAGCGCGAAAACGAGCGAGAAAUGGAAGAGCAAAGGCUGCAAGGGACUCUGUUGUGCGCAAGUGCCGUGCCCGAUAUGAGCGCCGAAUUGGCAAGGUUCGAUGCAGACGGGCCCUGUUGA